Molecule: messenger RNA, 1236 nt
Organism: Erinaceus europaeus (western European hedgehog)
Lineage: Eukaryota; Metazoa; Chordata; Mammalia; Eulipotyphla; Erinaceidae
Gene: PECR
Product: peroxisomal trans-2-enoyl-CoA reductase
Exons: 8
Coding region: 511-1011 (166 amino acids)
Biological process (GO): phytol metabolic process
Cellular component (GO): peroxisome
Molecular function (GO): trans-2-enoyl-CoA reductase (NADPH) activity
Source: RefSeq, a predicted model, not a curated record
CCCAGGCAGCCCUGCUAUCCGGACGAGCAGAUUUCCCACAGCAAUGAGCUCUCUGGUCAACUUCAGGAGCUGCCUGGAAGCUGGUUUGCUGCAGAACCAAGUGGCCAUCGUCACCGGCGGGGGCACGGGCAUUGGAAAAGCCAUAGUGAGGGAGCUCCUGCACCUGGGUGUGUGAGCUGGGCCCUGGGGCCGGGGCUAAUAGAGACACGGUGUGUGUGUGUGUGGUGUAAUGUGGUCAUUGCCUCCCGUAAAUUUGAUAGACUAAAAUCAUCUGCAGAGGAACUGAAGGCCAGGCUGCCUCCCGACAGCCAGGCUAACGUCACUCCCAUCCAGUGCAACAUCCGUAAUGAAGAAGAGGUAAAUAAUUUGAUCAAAUCCACCUUAGAUCUUUAUGGUAAGAUCAGCUUCUUGGUGAACAAUGGAGGAGGCCAGUUCAUAUCUCCUUUGGAAAAUAUCAGUUCGAAGGGGUGGCAUGCUGUGAUCGAAACCAACCUGACGGGCACCUUUUACAUGUGCAAAUCAGUUUACAAUUCCUGGAUGAAAAAGAAUGGAGGAGCUAUCGUCAACAUUAUUGUCCUCACAAAAUAUGGAUUUCCAAGAGCUGCGCAUUCUGGAGCUGCCAGAGAAGGUGUUUACAGCCUCACCAAGUCCUUAGCGUUGGAGUGGGCCAGCAGUGGCAUCAGGAUCAACUGUGUAGCACCCGGAACAAUUUAUUCCCCGACGGCUUUUGACAACUAUGGUCAUUUGUCAAAAGAACUCUUUGAAGGAGCCUAUGCUAAUAUCCCAGCUAAAAGACUUGGAGUUCCUGAGGAGAUCGCCUCCUUGGUAUGCUUCCUGCUGUCUCCAGCUGCUUCCUUUAUCACCGGACAGUUGGUGGAUGUGGAUGGAGGCCAGUCUCUGUAUAAUCACAUAUUUGAGAUACCAGAUCAUGACAACUGGCCCAAUGGAAUGGGGGACCUUUCCACUGUCAAAAGGAUGAAGGAGUCUUUUAGGAAGAAAGCCAAACUUUAAGGAAACCAAGGAAUGCCUUUUGCUCCCUAAAUGCCUUAACAGUUCAAGGAUGUAUUUGUCUAAUAUUUUUGUAGUGUUUAUAUCAUAUGAAAAAAGCACAUUUUGCUUUUGAAAUGUUAUCAGUUGUCUCUUUGCAGAACUCUUCCAGCAAUGAAGAUAAUUAAGACUUCCACCCAAUGCCUUUUAGUUUCUGAUAUUAAAAUAAAGUUUGGCAAAUGAAACUGA